This is a messenger RNA of Ornithorhynchus anatinus (platypus), 1047 nucleotides long. RefSeq names its product meiosis initiator (gene MEIOSIN). The record is from RefSeq and is a predicted model, not a curated record. NCBI's taxonomy places the organism in Eukaryota, Metazoa, Chordata, Mammalia, Monotremata, Ornithorhynchidae. The transcript has 8 exons. Bases 1 to 831 code for a protein of 276 amino acids.
AUGCAGAGCGCUGGCGUCCAGGGGCAGGAACCCAAGUUGGUGGACUACGAUUCUGACUGGGAGGAGGAGGAGGACGAGGAUUCCAGCACAGGCCCGUGGCUCUCGGCCCUGACCCCCCCAAACAGUCCCCACGGCUUGGUGGUCCCUGGCUCUGAGCCCCCGCUGCUGCUGCUGCCCGCCCGGGACUGCUGUGCCACUGGCUGCAGUGCUCAGGACUUGGGCCUGAGCCCCUCGCUCUUCUCCUCGCCCAGUCACCUGCUGUCCGGCCAAACCCAGCCUGAGGGGAUCGAGAGCGUUUCCCAAGCCCUGUUUGAAGAUGUGUGCCUGAACCUCUCCACGGGCACCCUGUGGACGAAGGACCCUUGGACCUCGGUGAGUGACUUCUCGUCCUCCUCAGAGGAGGACGGGGACUGCGUCUGGAGACCCAUCGAGCGGGACCCCAAGCCAUCGCCCGCCAGGCCCCAGACCAAGAGGGCGGCGGAGCCGGGUCGGCGGCCGGUGGCCCCGAACCCUCCGUGUCCCUUCCUGUUGAAGAAGAAGUGUGUCAACGGAUUCAUCAUGUUCUGCCGCCUCAACCGCAAGCAGUACAUUCGCACCCGGCCUGGCAUCGCGUCCACCACUGCCACCAAGGAGCUGGCCCACCUGUGGCGUCUGAUGACCCAGCAGGAGCAAAAGCCGUACCGCUCCAAGGCUCGAAGGUUCAGCCGCCUGCACAACCGCAUCGUGCGCAGCGAUAAUUCCAGCAGCGACGAGGAGCUGCCGCCCCAGAAGCCCUUCUACCUGCUCCUGGCUGAGAAAGCGCACUGCUUCCCUCCCCCCGGCACCCUGUGAUCCCUCCCCGGGGCUGAGCGGCCUCAGCCUGCCCCCCUUCCCCCCGCCAAGGGGCUGGGGCCCGGUGCCCCGGGGGCUUUAGUGGCAUCGGGACGAUCGAGGUGGGUACCGCUGCCACCGUCCUGCGUGGCCGUCGUUCUGUGAGGUUUUAAUGUGGGUCCAGGUCAGGUUGCGGUAGUCCCUGGGAGGGGUGGUGCUCGGCUCCCCGUCCGGGUC